Molecule: messenger RNA, 2242 nt
Organism: Octopus bimaculoides (California two-spot octopus)
Lineage: Eukaryota; Metazoa; Mollusca; Cephalopoda; Octopoda; Octopodidae
Biological process (GO): regulation of transcription by RNA polymerase II
Cellular component (GO): nucleus
Molecular function (GO): RNA polymerase II cis-regulatory region sequence-specific DNA binding; DNA-binding transcription activator activity, RNA polymerase II-specific
Source: RefSeq, a predicted model, not a curated record
UUCUGGUUUUAUUUACUCGAGAGUAGUGAGAUGACUUUUGUCACAUGACACACCAUACUUCCGUUUCCGUUACAAUCUUUUUUGACUCUGGGGGAAAAUAACGAUAACGUGUUUUUCUGUUUUCGCGGAGGUUUGGUGUGAGUAAAUAUAUUUUUCACACUAAAUAUCGAUUUGUAAAGCAUUGCAGAUUAAUGGAUGACAUUGGCACAAAACAACUUUUUUAAGUUUGGAUACAUCUGGAAUAUUGAUAAUUUUUUUAAAGACUAGAGGAAAAUAUAGAGAACAGAUAUAAUAACCCAACUGCAAUAAAUCUAGACUGGAAUUACUGUGAAAUAUUUGCUCUGAGCGAAGAUUCAUAGCACCAUUUCUGCAUCUCAUUAUCUGCUGCUUUUGCAUUCUAAUUAAACUUGAAUAUCUUUGCAAAGGAGUUUGCAGAAUUUUAGAUAUUGAUAAAGUCACAGUUGAUAGCAGUUGAAAUAUUUCUGGGGAAUAAAUUAUAACAAUAACAAGAAGAAGGAAAUUAUAUGCUGUGGUGAGAGACGAAGGAUAAGGGAAAAAUUUAAUAUUGUGAAAAACUUCAAUGGUUGGAUGCAUUUGUAUCCCUUAGAGAAAUGUCAAAAAUAUUAGGAAAAUCACAACAUUGUUGUGAAAUUUGUGGUAAAUCAUUCCCCGCAAGUAGUGACUUGGUUAAACACAUUCGUUUUCAUACAGGUGAGAAGCCAUUUCACUGUGAUACCUGUGGUAAAUCCUUCUCUCAAAACUGUAGCUUAAGUAAACAUAUACGUAUUCAUACAGGAGAAAAGCCAUUUCACUGUGACACCUGUGGUAGAUCAUUCUCUCAAAAGGGUGACUUAACUAAACACAUACGUAUUCACACAGGAGAGAGACCAUAUCAUUGUGAUGUCUGUGGCAAAUCAUUCUCUGCACACAGUACCUUAGUUAUACACAAAAAUAUUCAUUCAGCGGAAAAGCCAUAUAAUUGUGAUAUCUGUGGUAAGUCAUUCUCUCUCAGGAACAGCUUAAUUAGUCACAUACGUAUUCAUACAGGAGAGAAACCAUAUCACUGUGAUAUCUGCGGGAAGGCAUUCACUGAGGAUAGUCACUUAAGGAGACACAGACGUAUUCACACGGGAGAGAGACCGUAUCACUGUGAUUUCUGUGGUAAAUCAUUCUCUGGAAUUACUGACUUGACUACACACAAACGUAUUCAUACAAAGGAGAGACCAUAUACUUGUGAUAUCUGUGAUAAAUCAUUCUCUGACAACUCGAACUUAACUCGACACAAACGUAUUCAUACAGGGGAGAGACCAUAUCCCUGUGACAUCUGUGGUAAAACAUUCUCUCGGAGAGGUAACUUAACUACACAUGCAUCUGUCCAUGUAAAAGUGUGAUUGUAUCAUUGUAAAAGUUCAUUAGACCACCCAACAACAACCAGUAUUUGCCAACAUGGUGAACUAUUCUGCAGGCAAUGUUGCAGUUGUAAGAGAUGAAGAUGAAUCUAAUCCCACUACUAGCCAGCAAAGCAACGACCGACUCUGCCAGACAGGAAUGUCAGUCAAGUGUUGCUGGAAUGAAGCGUAAAGAGAUGCUCCACUGUGUUUCUCAAAGUCUGAACACAAACAACAACCAUAAGGAAAACAACAACAAGAACAAGUACAGCAAUAACAACAAAAGUGUUUUCUUAUGUUUACAUACAUACAUCAAUACAUAUGCAUACAUCUUUUUGGUAUGUACAUGUGUGUGUGUGUGUGUGAGAGAGUGAGUGAGUGUACAUGUGUCUUCUCAUGUAUGUGUAAGUGGCACUCUCUCUCUCGCACACACACACACGUCCAUUUCAUAUACAUGUUCAUACAUUUUUCACUCUCCUCUCUUUCACCUUAAAACAAAAUUAAAUAAAAAAAAAAUUUACAGAAAUUAAUGAACAAACAGCUGAUCCCGUUGACAUUUCUUUGACAACUUUGAGAGUUAUAACGAAACAUAGCCACUGCUUAUUAUCUAUCUCCCAAAUGAACUGUUUUUCACUCAGCGACUCUUUUUUUACAACUGAAAUAACCUCAGUAACUACGUGGGGCACACAGUUUUGCGGUCAUUUAUGGACAAUAUUUCAAUUUGCUUCUAAUGUUUCAUUUUUGUCCAUUGUUUCAUGCAUGCGUAGAAUUCUACCUGGACAAACAUUUAUGAAAACACACACAUAAAUAUUGUAAUAAAAUAAGCCACAAUAAAAAAAAUUGCAUUAAAAAAA